Molecule: messenger RNA, 1707 nt
Organism: Prunus persica (peach)
Lineage: Eukaryota; Viridiplantae; Streptophyta; Magnoliopsida; Rosales; Rosaceae
Exons: 2
Coding region: 187-1446 (419 amino acids)
Cellular component (GO): membrane
Molecular function (GO): glycosyltransferase activity
Source: RefSeq, a predicted model, not a curated record
CAUGACCUUUCAUGUUAACAAAAUAUUAAAAAAUAUAUAUAUACACAUAUACUAGUGUGAUGAAAUCAAAUCAAUUUAAGAAUCUUUCAAGAAGAGCAGCCCACAUUUCAUUCAUUUCAAACCAUUCGACUUCUCAUUCUCUCUCAUUCUUUCUCUCUCUCUCUCUGCGCUAAUUAUCACUCCAAAAUGAAGAACAAACCGCAGCAGCAGCAGCAGCAGCAGCAACCACCCUCAUCAAUUCCCAAGCAUUUCCUCAAUGUCCAAAUACACCUCCAUAAAAUCAUCUCCAACUUUCUCAUCUUCGCCUUCGGUUUAGCCAUCGGCGUCUCCAUCAGUUUCUACCUCAAAGAUUUUCCCUUCCAGCUCUACGCCACCCAAGCCAAAUACUCUCGUUCAUCAAACACUCCAUUGUUAUUCUCUUCUGCUCCACCACCACUACCACCGCCGCCGCUGCCAACUCUCAAUAUCCAAAUAAAUAAAACCAAAACUUCUGCUGCGCCUCCCCCACCGCCAAUCGGCUUAAAAGAAUACACAAAGCCACCCAACAUUAUGCACGACAUGGACGACGCUGAGUUGCUGUGGAGAGCUUCACUGGUGCCUCGCCGGCGUGGGCUGCCGUUCAAGCGCACCCCAAAAGUGGCGUUCAUGUUCUUGACAAGAGGGCCUCUGGCAUUGGCUCCGUUCUGGGAAAUGUUCUUCAAAGGCCAUGAAGGGCUCUACUCUAUCUAUGUCCACGCCAAUCCGGAUUUCAACGACACCAUGCCUCAAAACUCUGUUUUUUAUGGCAGAAGGGUCCCAAGUAAGAAUGUGACAUGGGGUGAGCCUAACAUGGUGCAAGCAGAGCGACGCCUAUUAGCCAAUGCCUUGCUUGACUUCUCCAACCAACGUUUUGUGCUGCUCUCAGAGUCUUGCAUACCGCUGUUUAAUUUCAAAGUCAUCUACGAUUAUCUGAUGGGCUCAACCCAGACAUUUGUGGAGGUCUACGACUUACCCGGCCCAGUGGGCCGAGACAGGUACAGGCCCAAAAUGAGCCCACAAAUCACGCUCGGCCAAUGGCGGAAGGGCUCGCAGUGGUUCGAGGUGGACCGUGUGAUUGCGGUGGAGGUGGUUUCCGAUCAAAAGUAUUUUCCACUGUUUACAAAGCACUGCAAGCCCUCCUGCUAUUCUGACGAGCACUACUUGCCUACGUACGUGAACAUCAAGUUUAGGAAGAAAAAUUCGAAUCGGACGUUGACUUGGGUUGACUGGUCAAGGGGUGGGCCCCAUCCGUCUAAGUUUAUGAGAACAGAUGUGACUGUUGAGUUCUUGGAGAAGCUGAGGCAUGGAACGAAAUGCGAGUACAAUGGGAAGACCACCGAUGUUUGCCACUUGUUUGCCAGAAAAUUCUUGCCCAACACUUUGGAUAGGCUGCUGAGGUUUGGCCCAAAGCUCAUGAAAUUCAAUUAAUUUUUCGCAGUCAAGAUUUUUUGUUCAUCAUUCAUUUCUCUGUAAACUAAUAAAGCUUAGGAUCAGUAGGUUUUGUUUGAAUUUUUUUAUUUUUUAUUUUUGGCUUUUUAUGUUUAUAAGUUAUCCUUUGAAAACACAUUAGAGGGGCGAAGCUCUAGAAAAUGUUUGUGUGUGUGUGUUUUUUCCCCUUUCGGUUGGGGCAGUUGGAGGUGUAUAAGUUGAUUGAUCCAGAUAGUUGUGAUAAUAGAGUGAUAUUUUGUA